GCAUCAUCAUGGAGCGUUGGUGCAACAAAGUGGCCAUGGUUAGUGGAGCAAGUGCCGGAAUCGGUGCGGCAUGCACUAGGGCCUUAAUCGGUGCAGGAAUGGUCGUUGUGGGUCUGGCCAGGCGACAGGAGCGAGUUGAGAUGCUCCGCAAUGAAUUGAGGCCCGAACAGCAGUCCCGGUUGCAUGCAAUCAAGUGCGACAUUACGCAGGAGGAUCAAGUAUUGAAGGCCUUUGACUGGACGUGCAGGGAGUUAGGUGGCGUUGAUGUCUUGGUCAGCAAUGCCGGUAUUAUAGGUACCGGUGAACUUAGCGAGCGGAAUGACGGUGCGGCUAUGAGGUCCACUGUGGAGACAAACAUCAUGGGCACCGUUUACUGCGUCCGCGAGUCCUUUCAUUCGAUGAGGAAACGAGGUUCUGAAGGUCACGUGGUUAUCGUGAAUAGCAUUGCGGGCUAUCAGGUUCCCAAUCUGGGUCCCCAGCUUCCUUCGCUGAACAUCUAUCCGGCCACCAAGUUUGCCCUUCGCGCCAUGAACGAGAUCUAUCGCCAGGAGUUCCAGCGGCACAAGACUCCUGUGAGGGUUUCUACCAUUAGUCCGGGCAUGGUUGAUACGGACAUCUUGCCAGAGCAGAUCCAAGGGGUUAUCAAAGAGCACAUGCCCAUGCUAAAAAGUGCUGAUGUCGCCGAUGCCGUUCUUUGGGCCAUUGGAACUCCACCGAAUGUUCAGGUUCAUAAUAUAACCAUUAAGCCGCAAGGCGAGAAGUUUUAAUCUGCUUCCUGGGAUAAUAAAAAAUAAAUUGGACAACAUGCAAGCAUGGUGCUUGAUGCUAGUUUAUAAUUUUAUGAUUUAAUGAUUAGGUAAAAAAUAAAUAAGCAAACAAGA
Molecule: messenger RNA, 881 nt
Organism: Drosophila eugracilis
Lineage: Eukaryota; Metazoa; Arthropoda; Insecta; Diptera; Drosophilidae
Product: farnesol dehydrogenase
Exons: 3
Coding region: 9-767 (252 amino acids)
Molecular function (GO): oxidoreductase activity
Source: RefSeq, a predicted model, not a curated record